GGUUCUCCAACAACUCAGUCUCAGUCUCAGUCUCAGUCUCGUUUCUACACUCCCCAUGACUGACGGCAAUCCUUCACUCGCUCAAGAUACCCUUAGCAACACCCAAAGCAGCUGUAGUAGUUCCAGGAACAACAACAGCAAUCAAAACAGCCCGAGACCUGUUGUUCGAAAACGACAACGAUUCACAACUACAAGAGUUCUAAGUGCCAUGGACGGCUUUCCUGGUUCAACACUGGGGUCGAGUUUUUCCUCUGGUUCAGCCUCAACAGAAAGACGGUCUGGCAUAUCUCCAGUCCUUUCAGCCGACCGAACUACAGGUCUUUCGAGCGAAUAUCACUGCCCUAUCUGUCGAGGAUUGAUGAAGGAAGCAUUCAUCUCCCGCUGUGGACACUCGUUCUGCUAUCUUUGUAUAUCACGACAUCUGUGCGAGAGGCAAGACUGCCCAAUAUGCCGAACGUCCUUGGCACGCGACCAGAUUUUUCCGAACUUCCUAUUAAACAGCAUAUUGGAACAGUCCACAGACAUUGUUGACACGGAUGAUCUGGAACCGCGAAUAAAGCUAAGACAUGAUCUUCUCAACCAGAGCAACUUUUCGCGGGAAGAAAUCGACGACCUCUUGUCAACCUUGAAGGCAAAAAAACGGAAACUUGAGGCGACAGAUCAACAAGUGGAGUUGGAAGUUCUGCUUGAUUUUCUCAGGAACACUCGAGCUGAGAAAGAAGAAUCGCUGGCAAGACUCAAUGCACAGAUUCAAUGUCUCGACAACGACAUGCGGAAGGCCGAGGAGAAACUGGAGGCAUUGAAGCAGUACAAUGGAUAUCAAAUCACGCAGACUCUCGAAGAGGACGACGAUCAGCUUGAGUGUGCAGGAAACUCUGGAGGCGUACAAGUCCCAAAUGAGGUUUCAGAAGAGGAGGACGAGGCUGUGCCUCCACAGACUGGAUCCAAGAGACCACACUCUGAACUGGAGCACGAUGAAAAGAACGAUGGAGGUAGCUCAGGAAAAAUCAGCUCCGAAGCUACUCUUCAAACUGUCAGGAUCGCUAAGCAGGUCAAUCUCAACAAAAAACGCGUCGCCGAGCACUUUGAGGACUUGCAGCGGUGCUACUUUGAUUUUUCUCUUAGCUCAACAGCCAGGAGAGAAUCCGCAUUAUCGAGCUUUUGCUCCACGAUUUCGAAAUUUACAAAGUUUUCACACUUUGAGCACAUCAAUACCCUGCGCUACGGCGACAUCUUCAACACGUCGUCGAUCGUAUCCUCAAUCGAGUUCGACAGAGAUGACGAGUUUUUUGCAACAGCAGGAGUUACCAAAAAAAUCAAAAUCUUUGAAUACGGCUGCAUCGAAAAGACAGGACUCGCAGGCACAAGUCUUCGGGAGGACGACCGGUCGGACAUGUACGACGGCAGUGAUCUUACCCGACCAUCACGGUACUCUGCCAACAAGAAACCCAUUACAUCUGUUCUCCACUACCCAGUGCGCGAGAUGAUGUGUCGGAGCAAAAUCAGCUGCCUUUCUUGGAAUUCGUACAUUAAAUCGCAAAUUGCCAGUUCCGAUUACGAGGGAAUUGUCUCCCUGUGGGACGCGCAGACAGGAAUCAACACACUCAAUUACGAUGAGCAUGAAAAGCGUGCAUGGAGCGUCGACUUUUCGCGCACGGACCCAACACGCUUGGCCAGUGGAAGUGACGAUACAAAGGUCAAGAUUUGGUCAACAACACAGAAAGCGUCCGUGUGCACGAUCGAGAGCAAGGCCAAUAUUUGUUGUGUCAAGUUCAACCCUGAGAGCAGCCAUCACAUUGCAUUCGGUAGUGCAGAUCACCACAUUCACUACUACGACUUGCGCAAGGCGAAUGAGCCGCUGUUUAUCUUCAAGGGACACCGCAAGGCUGUAUCGUACGUCAAAUUUUUGGGGCGCGAGGAGCUGGUGUCUGCUUCGACGGAUAGCACUCUCAAGCUCUGGAACACACUUCGAAUGAACUGCGCGAGGACAUACACUGGUCAUGUCAAUGAGAAGAACUUUGUGGGACUGAGUGCAUCUGGGGACUGGAUCUCAUGUGGCAGCGAGAACAAUGCGGUGUACACCUACUACAAAGAGCUCCGGGACCCGGUUGUAACGGUCAAGUUUGGCAACUCGAAUCCUGUCACUGGCGAGGACACUGUAGAUGAGGACCCAUCUCAGUUUGUGAGCUCGGUCUGCUGGAAGAAGAACACGUCGAACAACAUUUUGCUGGCAGCCAACAGCUCUGGGGUGAUCAAGGUCCUUGAGCUUGUGUAACAGCAGGUUUUUCAUUUGCUCAAUUUGUCCUUCGGUUCUCUAUUUACGAACGUGAGUGGGGGGUCAGCAAAGCAAUCAAGCAAAAGACGCACGAAACCAAAAAAAUAAUAAUAAAGCUCAUUGUGAUCACCAUUCCCCCAGAAAUCUUUUCCCGAAUGAGGGGCCGGACUUCGUGUUGAGACAGUGACACAGCGCCAAACCUUAAAUGGGUUUACCCUCCCCUCCACAUUGCUCUGUUUCAGAAUAAUCAAUCAAGCACCAACAACAGCGGCUAUUUGCUUUUAGCUGUCAACAUACAGAAUAAAUAUUACUUAUUUGCAAGGAGGAUCUAUACAAGUGUCGUUGUUGUU
Molecule: messenger RNA, 2625 nt
Organism: Gamsiella multidivaricata
Lineage: Eukaryota; Fungi; Mortierellomycota; Mortierellomycetes; Mortierellales; Mortierellaceae
Product: WD40-repeat-containing domain protein
Exons: 11
Coding region: 56-2275 (739 amino acids)
Biological process (GO): proteasome-mediated ubiquitin-dependent protein catabolic process
Molecular function (GO): protein binding; ubiquitin protein ligase activity
Source: RefSeq, a predicted model, not a curated record